AUCGCACCUAGCAACAUAAUAAACCAUAAACGUGUUUACGGAAUUUAAAUUGAACAGUGAGAGUUUUGAAGGAAAGAAAAGGCUUCCUGCGAAGUAGAGGGAUGGAGUUCCCCGUGGAUCUUCUGGCUGAUGUCAGCCAGGUGGAGCUGGAACAGUCGGCCCACAACUACAUGAACAACCUGCUCUACAGCAACCCUGAUUUACCUGAACACCUCAUCCUCUCUGACUCUACCCAGGUCACCAUAGACAUUUCCAGUGUGGGCUUCACCCCCCUGUAUGGAUUGAGUGAUAAACAUAAGAUCCUGGGCCUGUUCUCGCCCAGUGACCCAAUGACAGCUGUGGCUCUGUACCUGCUGGACCAGUGGUGGACAGUGGACGACAUUCUCAAAACAGCAGACCCUGCUCGAGAUGGAGCGAUGGAGGUUGUAUAA
This is a messenger RNA of Morone saxatilis (striped sea-bass), 431 nucleotides long. Its product is annotated as soluble lamin-associated protein of 75 kDa-like. The record is from RefSeq and is a predicted model, not a curated record. The transcript is spliced from 4 exons. The coding region runs from base 102 to 431 and encodes 109 amino acids. Lineage: Eukaryota; Metazoa; Chordata; Actinopteri; Moronidae.